UCCCUACCAGUGAGGAACUUUGCUGCCCUGCCCCCCUUCCUCCCUCCGUCCCCGACACCUUGACACAACUAUUUCCCGUCUCCUACUUCCUCUUCCUUCUCCCCUUCCUCCUGAAUUCCUCCUGAAUUCCUCCUGUGCUACUCCUCAAAUCCCUUCUUGUUUCAAACAUGGACUCCUCUGGACAAGUAACCACCUCAGCUCCUGAUGGACAUAUCGAGCCCAGGAGCAGCCCCGGUCGCUCGGAUCUCAGCGGACUCUACUCUCUGGGUCGCACGUUGGGCAGGGGCCACUUUGCUGUGGUCAAACUGGCUCGUCAUGUCAACACGAGGCAACUGGUUGCUGUCAAGAUGAUUGACAAGACAAAACUUGACGUUAUGGCAACAAGCCACCUCUUACAGGAAGUGAGGUAAACCAUACUAAUUUAAAACUGAAUAGAGUGGUGCAGGAAUGAGUCAUAAAACCCAGAAAGUCCUGAAGCAAUGUUUUUUUGAAUAAGUCGUUAGUGGUUAACACUUAAGUUAAGCUUAAGAGAUGUUCCCACUUUGUUCUACGACAGAAAAUAAGUCAGUAAAUACCCCACUGGUGAUUGCCUGAAGCUUCUUUGUUUCAUAGAAACAGCGGUUGCUAACGAGUGACCUAAUUAGAUAGCUAAUGUUAGCUUCUUACUUCCGGCAAUUGCAUUUACGCUUCUAAAAUCAUUGAAUUGGUGAAAUACGUAGAGAUUACCGUGCUGAACAUAAUGUGUGCAUGAGACUAGUGCAGCAUCCCAACGUGGUUCGCCUCUACGAUGUCAUCGACACGCCCAGCACCCUCUUCCUCAUCAUGGAGCUAGCUGAGGGGGGCGACCUCUACGACUACAUCCUCCGCCACGAGGGAGGCGUAGCUGAAGGCAAUGCCAAGCGCCAUUUUGCCCAGAUUGUGCGUGCUGUGGCGUACUGCCACCAGCUGCACGUGGUGCACCGGGACCUGAAGCCGGAGAACGUGGUGUUCUUUCCCCAGCAGGGGGCGGUGAAGCUAACGGACUUUGGGUUCAGCAACUUAUUCCAACCAGGGACAAUGUUGGCCACUAGCUGUGGAUCGCUAGCGUAUUCUGCUCCAGAGAUUCUGCUGGGGGAAGAGUAUGAUGCUCCAGCAGUUGAUAUCUGGUCUCUCGGGGUGAUCCUGUACAUGUUGGUGUGUGGAGUCCCUCCUUUCCAGGAAACCAACGACAGCGAGACUCUGGUCAUGAUUCUGGACUGCCGCUACCGCUUCCCCAAACACGUUUCAGACGACUGUAGAGACCUGAUCUCCAGGAUGCUGCAGAAGGCCCCGUCUCUGCGCGCCUCGCUGCAGGAGAUCCAGGCUCAUCCCUGGCUGCAGGGGCUGGAUGACGCCCUACUGAGCCCCGAGGCCCCGCCACACUGGCUCUCAGGGGCCCUCUCUCCAGGCUCUCCCCGCUCAGGAGCACCUGAGUGUGGGGAUCUGCUUGCCGCAAGACCCCCGCCUCAACCUCAGACCUUCCCUGGCCACUGGCAACCCAGCCUCAGCUUCACCCUCAGACCUCCUCCCGCUGAAGAGCCACCAGUCCCUAAGAACAUUCCUGCACUACAGCAGAUAUGUGAGGAAGAGGAAGAGGAGGAGGAGAAGGAGAAGGGUGAGGAAGAGGAGAAGGAGAAGGAGGAGGAGGAGAAGGAGGAGGAGGGGAGUUUGGCAAAAGAGGGUGAAGGUUUAGAAUCUUUGCAAGAAGCAGAGGCAGAACAAGAAGUUGAGGAGAUACUUAAAGGUUCAGAUGACCAAAAAGAAGGAUUAGGAAGCUUAAUGGAGAUAGUGGAGGAGGAAGAGGAGGAAGAGGAGGAAGAUAUGGAGAUAGAGGAGGAAGACAGUGGGUGUGUGAUUUCAGACCAGCCUGUCGGUCAUGGAGACAGGCCUCUCAGGCCGACCCCUGCCCUCCCACCGUCCUCUCUGCCUGGUUUGGUGGUACCGUGCUGUCGGGGGCAGCCGGAGUCCCCGAGCCCGGAGGAAGGAAACGACGAGGAGACAGAACCCAACAACAACAAGGCUCCUCCUCUCCUCCCUGAUCCCUCUGAUCCCUCCAUCCCCGCCUCCUCUCCAAGACUCAUCCUGAACAAUAAGGAGGCGCAGAAACAGGAGAGAACAGAGGAGGGGGGGAGAGAGGACCUCUUAACGGACAGAUCUCCACCCCGGGAAGAGGCUGCUCCGAGGGUGGAGCAGGGGAAACGACACAGCCUGAAGCUGCGUGAGAGACUCUUCCAGUUCCCCCUGUGUGAGAAAGCUCUGGCCUUCAACAUACCCACACAGAACAAGCCCAAGAUCCUGCCGCUGGCUCAGUACAACUGCUGCCAUGUGCUGUAAGUGAACCCACUGACUGGGGACAUGCAGGCUGCUUAGCAGGGGGCAGGUGGCGGGACACUGAGAACACCACCUGUGAUGUGCAGAGCCAAAUGGGACGUGUACAGCUAACCCACAAUCAACCCCCUUCUAGCAUUGUGCUCAUGUAAUUAACAUUGUGCUGAGCUAGAGGUGGUGUACAGCACUGUAGUCAGACUUAGUAGAACCUCAUGCUACUGUUACCGGAGAUUUAUAAUGUGUCCAAUCUGUAGCUUAGAAGCAAUACUGGACCUACAAGAAGAAGAGGUAGGCUACGUUCACACUGCAAGCUUUAGCGCUCAAUUCUGGGAAUUUUUUGGUUUAGCUGUUUCCCGUUAUAUUUUUUAGAAGUGACCAUUAUUGUGCGAACUGGUCCUGAACUGACCCGCAUGCACAACAUAAUAAUUACAAGGAAGUCACACACAGAUAACUUUCAGAAGCAUGGUGGCAUGUGUUUACAGAGGAAGCAGGUGAUGACUUUCACUGUCCCUCCACUGUAUACACAAUGUCAAAUUAGACAGAAAAGUCACAUGAAUUCAGAUUGAACUGUUCCAAAAAGAAAUAUCAGACCUGCAUCUGCCCAAAUCAGAAUUAAAGAGGCCCUAUUAUCUUUUGGGGUCGUUUCCCUUUCCUGUAGUGUGUUCUAUAGGUUUGUGUGCAAGUAAAUGGUCUGCAAAGGCUAAAACCCCAAAGUGAGUUUCUCUCCCACACUCAAACCAUCAGCCCCCCCCCACCCCCGUCUGAAACACCUCCAUUGGACUCCUUUGUUUACUGCCGCGAAGUAGUGACAUCAACACGUUACACUCGUGCUUCCAUUGGCUAGUUCUCCAACACGUUGUACAGUACGUGAUAGGCUAAGGGGCGGGGACGUCACUAAGCGGUUGACCAAUCACAACAGAGCCAGCCAGCCAGCUAACCAAUCAGAGCAGACUGGGCUCUGAUUUCAGACAGAAGGUGAAAAGAGGUGCUGCAGCACAGGCAGUAUGAGAAACAUAAAGAGCUUUUUGAACAUUAAGGCAUGGAGACAUGUCACAUGGAGACACACAUACAUAUAUAUACCUGAAAAUGAGCAUAAUAGGGCCCCUUUAACAAGAUCUGGUUUCAUGUGAUUUGUGCUGUUUACACCGUUAUGAAAAAAAACCCAGAUCUGAGUCAAAUAUGUGCUAACAAGCUUUUGGCCUGCAUUCUGAACGUAGCCAUAGCAACUGCAACCAUUUUUAUUGAAUAAGCUAUAGUCUGUUUUGUUUGUUUAAAAGGUGCCUACAUGGAUGGAAUGGGUUUCAUACUGUACAUGUUGACUGCAGAAAGCUCUUAAACUCAGAAUGGUCUCGCACUCCAUGAUUUCAUAUUUUCUAAUAUAUGAAUUAGAAUAAAGUUUGAACCAGCUUCUGCUACAGAGUAGCUCUCCUUUCCUCUCCCCUUUGCACAACCCGCUGCUCAGUGGUUUAAAAGCUCUUUAUAUAAGCUCUUUUAAAGAAAGACUGUUAUGAUAUGAUGUGAUAUAUGACAUGUAAUAUAUGCCUAAGACUGAGAUGAUGAUAUGAUGCUAAAACCUGAAGUUAUCCAAUAUAAUAACUUGUCCUAACAUACUGUAUUAUACUAUUGAUAGGGUCAUUGAUUGGGAUGCAGGUCUUCCAUUUAUUUUUAUUCAUGCUGAACAUUUAAACAAUCCUAACAGUUUUAUUUUAUUUUGGAUGUGCAGAUUUGAGGUUUUUUUACACCGUGACAAAGGUAUUUACUAUCUGAAGAGAAAUGUGACUUUGUGCAUGUUCUUACUGUUAUUUAUCACACUAUACCUCCAUGUGUCUUGUAUCUGGCAGGACAUGCUCUCGUGUAACUCUAAGUAAACCCACUGAAUGAUGAAUUGCACACACUGCUGUCGCUGGUAGCUUUCCAGAAGCAUCUUUGGACUGAUGGAUGGAGUUCAUUUACACCCAAUGAUGUGAUAUGUUAUAGUGUAGCCUCUGUAUGGUAUUGUUUGACCAUAUCAAUCUUGUGUGUGUUCCUAUAUUUUCUCAUUACACACUGUAUUUUUCCUCUUUCGAAGCUGAGACGAGAAUUUUGUAAAGUUAAAGAAGGCCAAAGCUGUACAAUAACAGAGUGUUUUCCUGUCAGUCACUGCCGCUUCUCACAGGGACAACACAUUGGAUUUGAUCCUGGGACCUUUGAUCAAACACUCCCCCUCUUUAUAAGGAACUGAUGCGUGUGAAGCCUGAUUAUCACUCGUAUUUCAUCAGCUGUAGAAGGGUCAAAUAUGUGCAGCAAAGGGAUGAAAUCCUGUUAUUUGUUCCUGUGUGAUUGCAGCCUGUCUCUCCUCAGUGUUUCUACUGACCUGCAUUGAAGCUAGGACCACGACUCCAUGGAGCCAUCAACUUAUUUUUCUGUAUUUAUUUAUUAAAAAGGAUUAAAUCAA
Molecule: messenger RNA, 4780 nt
Organism: Gymnodraco acuticeps
Lineage: Eukaryota; Metazoa; Chordata; Actinopteri; Perciformes; Bathydraconidae
Gene: snrkb
Product: SNF related kinase b
Exons: 4
Coding region: 748-2352 (534 amino acids)
Biological process (GO): microtubule cytoskeleton organization; intracellular signal transduction; protein phosphorylation
Cellular component (GO): cytoplasm
Molecular function (GO): tau-protein kinase activity; protein serine/threonine kinase activity; ATP binding
Source: RefSeq, a predicted model, not a curated record